Molecule: messenger RNA, 3170 nt
Organism: Micropterus salmoides (largemouth bass)
Lineage: Eukaryota; Metazoa; Chordata; Actinopteri; Centrarchiformes; Centrarchidae
Gene: lypla2
Product: lysophospholipase 2
Exons: 10
Coding region: 50-742 (230 amino acids)
Biological process (GO): protein depalmitoylation
Cellular component (GO): cytoplasm
Molecular function (GO): palmitoyl-(protein) hydrolase activity; carboxylic ester hydrolase activity
Source: RefSeq, a predicted model, not a curated record
AGUUCCGUUCCAUCGAGAACUGGGACAGCAAGCGCACCUCUUACAGUGUAUGUGUGGCAACAACAUGUCUGUGCCGCUGCUCGCCGAGGCUGUGACGGUGUCCGGGAUGGAAAAGGAGACCGCAGCGGUGAUCUUUCUUCACGGGUUGGGAGACUCAGGGCAUGGGUGGGCAGACACUUUGACGGGGAUCCAGCUGCCUCACGUCAAGUUCAUCUGCCCCCACGCGCCCCCAAUUCCCGUCACUCUCAACAUGAAGUCGAUGAUGCCCGCGUGGUUUGACCUCAUGGGUCUCAGCCCCGAGUCCCCAGAGGAUGAAUCUGGAAUCAAGAAGGCAGCAGACAACAUCAAGGCCAUAAUCGAACAUGAGGCCAAAAAUGGGAUCCCCCCACACCGUAUAAUACUCGGUGGCUUCUCUCAGGGUGGGGCUUUGUCCUUGUAUACCGCCUUGACCUGCCAGCAUCAGCUGGCGGGCGUUGUGGCCCUCAGUUGUUGGCUACCACUUCACAGGAGUUUCCCAUCGGCGUCAAGCGGCAACAAGAACAUCCCGAUCCUGCAGUGCCACGGCGAGAUGGACGUCAUGAUCCCAGUGCAGUUUGGUGCUAUGACGGCAGAAAAACUCAAAUCCAUAGUCAACCCUCAGAUGAUCACCUUCAAAACCUUCCCAGGGCUCCCUCACAGCUCCUGUCCUCAGGAGAUGGCGGCUGUAAAGGAAUUUAUCGAGAAGUACUUGCCCCGAAUCUGACCUCACCUCAUCCCCAAUGUGACCCCCUGAGACACUGACCUCUCACUCCUGAUCUGCCAUUCUCCCACAGGAAACAGCCAUGAGCACCCCCUCUUCCACACACACCGACAUGAUAACAAACACGCGCAUGAAAAGACACACACAUUUGAUAAUAUUGAUUUGAUCCACACCGCUACACAAAACAUGCUUCUCCAUGUGGUCCAAUCCAACAACACACUGAUUUGGUUUUAACACAACCAUGUGCUCGCACUCACAAGUCUUAGCCAUUCGUAGGGAGAAACACUGACUGUCACAAUACAUUCCCUUUGGUUUUAUUUAAACAACCUCAGUUUUUCUCCACUUUUACCUCAUUUUGCUUCAUUGCUUCAACUGCUACACCCUUCCCUCUUUCAUUGCUGUGUCAGUUUGUGAGACAUUAAGUGGAAAACCAUCACUAAGAUUGAGACCGGAUACGUGGGUUAACACCUUCCUGAUGCUGUCAGUGACCAUACUAAGGCGCAGUCAGACCUGAUUUCGCUUCCCGUUCGUGGAAUGGGGCGAGAUACAUUUGCUUCUUGUCGCGAAUUGACCUGCCUGAGUUUGAGGCUCUCCAAUGUCCAGCCAGUUUUUAGAGAAAAGGUGGGAUUUACUAAUUCCAGGAAAUGUCGGUUGUUUAUAGUCUUGCUUUAACGCAGUCUUGCUUAAAUAUUACAAGCAGCAGAGAAGAAGGGAUGCAGUGAGUGCAAGGACGGUGACAGAGGUUUCUUACAGUAAAGUUGUUAUGAUAAAACGUUGUAUUGUUUACGACUUUGUGGACUGCUGUUGUUGGCCUGCUAGCCAUGCUGGCUCUUGCAGUUUAUGUUUACAACCCUUCCCAAGACUUUUCCUGGCCCCUCCUGCUUUCCCCCAAACACACACCACACGAUUAAAUUUCGCCAGGUGAAAUUCUGUCUGGCUGCGGCUACACUCCAGUGUUGGAGUCUGACUCGGGUGCAGUGAGUGCUGGUUUUAGAGCUGGAGCAGCCAUCUGUUCCACCGCCUACCACCCUAUGAGCACUGCAGCCUGUCCGGGUCUUGCAUCGCCAAUGGUUGUCCCUUUUAUUAAAGUACCAACAUCCAUGGGGGGCUUCACAUUUCUUUUUCUUUUUUUAAAUGAGUGUGAUAAAAUAUCUUGAAUUAUAUGAAGAAAAUCCAAUUGAAAUAAAAGAAAACAAAUCAAUUGAUGCUUUUGCCACCCUGUGCUGUUUAUUUCAAAACUUCCACACCUGCAUAUCAGCAAUCUCUUCCAUCUUUGAUGUGAUUCUUCAUGUAAAAUUACCUCAUUACAUUUCUUUAAAAAAAAAAAAAGGGGGAAUGACUGACCAGUGUGAUAAUGCAUCACUGCAGAUGGUUGCAGGCCCGCAAAGACUGCACACCAUGAGUCGUUUCACUGUUCUUCCCACCCUUCUUUUACUCAUUCCUCCCCAUUUCAAGUGUUCCUGUUUCAGCAUCAGCCUCCUCUCCAUUACUCCCAGUUGAUUAAAUUAGUGAGUUUGUGUGUUUUAAACUCCUCCGUAUUGUUUUCCACGACAUCAAAUCAGUCCUGAGUUUAAAACUGGCGUAGACUAUUUAUUUCCAAGAAAGUGUAAGAAAAUAUUCACUUCACAGCUCCCUCCUUUGGCAACUUACUGUAACCCACUAAUAGAACAUAAAAGGUCAGAUUUAAACUUAAACCCAACACUAUUAUAGUUCACUUCUUUAAAAACAAAACAAACGGCUAUACACUGGGAGGGCUUUGGCAAGAAGCUGUUCCAACAUAACAGAAGGGUGAUUUUACAAAUUAAAAAAAGUUAAUCUUGAUGAACUUGUGAUCCUUGGACAUAGGAGUGUAACUCUGAGGAGUCGUGUGUGUGCUUAAAAUAUAUAUAUAUAUAUCAGGUGUUCUGCAUUUUCCUUUGUGAAUGUUAAUUUUGUUCUCAUGAUUACCUGCUCUAUAUUACUGUUCUCAACCCUGAUUUUAAAAAAACAAGUGGAAAAGGAGCAAAGACAUCUGUUUUGAUUGUUGUUCACUAAUCACUAAUGAAUGUCUCUUAUCUCCUGGAGUCCUUUUUAUAUUUUCCCCGUCACUUUGAAUCUCUGAUGCAGCCCUGCUUUUUUUCACUUCUCUUUAUUUAGUUUCUUUUUUUCUCUUGACACCUUUUUUAUAAUUCCAACACUUCCCCUCGUGUGACGAUUGUUGCACCGUUUUGUGUUUUUUCCUGGGUUGUAUGUUGUUUUUGGUUAAACUUUCUACAUGUGUUUUUUGGAUGUAUGUUCUGUUGUGUUUUGUCAACAUUGUCAUCUCAUCCUUUUUUGUGUGUGUGUCUGUUUAUAAUGAUGAGCAUUAAGAAAACAUGUUGAAGCGAGACUGGUGGUCUCUCAGCUUUUUUUUGUUUCCAAAAUGUAUGCGGAAUAAAUGACAAAAAAAGUC